AACUAAAAAACCAAAGAAGGCAUCUGCUCCUCCAACCAAGGAAGAGAAGUCCAAAUUAACCAUUUUUGAAGAAGUAAAUCCAGAUGAAGGACUCUUUGGCCCAGAAGAAGACUUCUCAUCAAUUGGUCCCAGGAAGAAGAUGAAAGAGAAUCUGAAAUUAUUUGAAGAUCCAGACCUUGGUGGGGCAGUAAGACUGGGUGACUCACUGCUGCUGCCAACGGCAUGUGAGAACAGGGAGUAUGUACUGAACAUGGGUCCUGAAGAGGACACUGAAGAACUGCUGAGAGUUGAAGAUGAUUUAGAGAAACUCUUGAAAAUAUCCUCCAAACCGAAACCUAAGGUACCAUCAAAACCACCAGUGCCUCAGAAGCCAGCAGUUGCCCCCAGGAACACUAAUUCAUCUCCACUGGCAAAGCCAAAGGAAAACAAGAUUCAGACAAUGAAUGAAGUGGACAUUCUCCAGUAUAUUCAGGAAAAUGAAUCUGUCAACAACCAAGAUGCAAGUCUUUUCUGA
Molecule: messenger RNA, 514 nt
Organism: Antrostomus carolinensis (chuck-will's-widow)
Lineage: Eukaryota; Metazoa; Chordata; Aves; Caprimulgiformes; Caprimulgidae
Product: HCLS1-binding protein 3-like
Exons: 3
Source: RefSeq, a predicted model, not a curated record